Molecule: messenger RNA, 2335 nt
Organism: Culex quinquefasciatus (southern house mosquito)
Lineage: Eukaryota; Metazoa; Arthropoda; Insecta; Diptera; Culicidae
Exons: 6
Coding region: 671-2272 (533 amino acids)
Source: RefSeq, a predicted model, not a curated record
GAACCGUGGAUGCCGAACAACGUGUGUUUAUCUUGCGAAAUUGCAUUAUCAAGUAUGUGUUUUAAACAUUUAAUAAUAAAAUAAAGAUCAAAUUUCGACAAGCGCACCACUUUUACAGAAUCUGUUCAAAAUAGAAGCCUCGGUCCAAAAUUUUACAGGCCUAGAAUUUGGUCACAGCCCAAGGAACAUCCAGGUGAUUGUUUUUUUUGUUUGGCUUACCGAAGAAAAUUAUUUGCCAAACUUACCAUCGUCAGAAGCUGUGAAAUAUAGAGAAACAAACGAAGAUUCUACUGCUGGACCAAGUGGAGCACAAGGAGGAAAUAAUGCUGAUUGUGGACAGAUUGCUGUUGAAAGGCCUGGUGAUGCUACUGCUGGACCUAGUGGAGCACAAGGGGGAAAUAAUGCUAAUCGUGGACAGAUUGCUGUUGAAAGGCCUGGUGAACUUGAUGGAACAGAUACAACAGAAAGAAAUGAUGGCUCUAGCUCAAGUAUAUCAGUAUUAGGUGAGAACGUAGACCAUCAAAAAAAUGCCCACGGUGCAAAUGCUGUUGGGAAAAGAGCAGUUGAGGUUGCGGGUAAUGAUAACGGUGACCAUCAGCACAGCCACUCUCCGGAUAAUUUUUGCUACGUCUGCGGGGAAUACAUUUCUGUAUCUGCAAGGAAAUAUCCAAUGAUAAAAGCCACAAAAGUUUAUCUUGCCUACGAAGCAUGCUUAAAAACCGAAAUAACUAAUCUGAAUGAAUCUUGGGUACCACAUUACGUAUGUGCUGUUUGUUACACCGAAUUGAUUGCGUGUCACAAAAAUUCACAACAAUUCAAGUAUAUUUCGCCAAGGAUAUGGCGUAAACCAGUCGACGUAAGUGAAUGCUAUUUUUGCCUUUCACAAAUUCGACCUGGUAUUUCAAAAAAUGAGUACCCUGUUGCCAGUUCGUCGGAACCACCAAUCGAGUUCAAUUCCAUGCAAAAAAAAGCCGAUUGUCCUGCUGAUAACCUUGAAGUACCCAGUUUUGCAUCUUUAAUUACCGCUAGUUCCAUCAGUGUGCCGCACUCCGAAUACCAACCGGAAGAAGAACCCGAUGAUACGCCCCAUUUCCCGAACCAAAAGGAAAUUGACGAUCUUAUAAAAGAUUUGGGUCUCGGCAAAUCGAAAGCAGAGCUUUUAACAUCACGACUAAAAGAAUGGAAAAUAGUUGACAAAUCAGUAAAGAUAACGGCCCAACGGAAACGAGACGAGGCUUAUUCGCGCUUUUAUGCGUAUGAUGAAGCUGUUUGCUACUGCAAAGACAUACCUGGUUUGUUUACAGCCAUCGGUAUCUCAUUGAACGUUGGUGAAUGGCGGCUAUUUAUUGACGGUUCGUCAACAUCGAUAAAAGUUGUUCUCCUUCAUAACAGAACGGGAAAAGAAAGGCUUCCGUCGCUUCCAAUAGCUUAUUCGAAGCUUUUAAAAGAAAGCUUCGAAUGUACGAAGUUAAUUUUGGAGCUGAUUAAGUAUGAAAACUACAAAUGGGAAGUUAUAGGCGACUUCAAAAUGGUGUCCUUUUUGAUGGGGUUGCAGGGUGGUUACACCAAGUUUCCCUGCCAUCUAUGCCUUUUCGAUAGCAGGAAUGAUGAUCUGCACUACAAAAUUCGUGACUGGCCAGCUCGGAAAGAGUUUACUAUUGGAAUAAACAACGUGAAGUGGGCUCCGUUGGUUCAACAGGAAAACAUACUUAUGCCGCCCUUACACAUCAAACUAGGGCUUAUGAAGCAGUUUGUGAAGGCGCUACCUGCCAACUCAGAACCGUUCAAGUUUUUGAAAAACAUGUUUCCACGAUUGACGGAGGGAAAAAUUACAGCGGGUGUUUUUACAGGACCCCAAAUCAGGGCUGUUUUUUCGAAAGAUGAAUUUAAAAAAAUGCUAAACAUGGACCAGAAAAACGCGUGGACAAGUUUUCAGGCUGUCGUGGAUGGGUUUCUAGGAGGGAAAAGGGACCCUAAUUAUAAACAAUUGGUCGAAACCAUGUUGAGAAACUUCAACAAGAUGGGGUGUAGAAUGUCGCACAAGUUGCACAUUCUACACUCCCACCUAGAAGUUUUUAAAGAAAACUCAGGUAGAUAUUCUGAAGAACAGGGGGAAUACUUCCACCAAGAAAUAAAAAAAAUUGAAGAACGAUAUAAAGGCCAGAAUAACCCAAUAAGUAUGAUAGGAGAUUACGUUUGGAGUUUGACAAGAACAACUAAUGAAUGUUACAAGCGGCAAUCUGGACCUAGUUCCGUUUUUGUAAGCCCUUGAUUUUUAUGUGUCGAUUUAAAUGUUCGUAUUGUUUUCAAAAUGUAUUCUUUUUCAUUUGAUGUA